Messenger RNA from Tympanuchus pallidicinctus (lesser prairie-chicken), 1098 nucleotides. RefSeq names its product heat shock transcription factor, Y-linked-like. Gene Ontology annotation, biological process: regulation of DNA-templated transcription. NCBI's taxonomy places the organism in Eukaryota, Metazoa, Chordata, Aves, Galliformes, Phasianidae. The transcript is spliced from 4 exons. The coding region runs from base 61 to 1098 and encodes 345 amino acids. The record is from RefSeq and is a predicted model, not a curated record. Gene Ontology annotation, molecular function: sequence-specific DNA binding; DNA-binding transcription factor activity.
UUGGCCGGGGAGACCGCUGCGGACAGAAAUUUCUGUCAGCGCAAACAGUUAAUAAUUAAGAUGGAGACAUCUUCAUCAGAAACUCCUGGAGUUUCUGUUCCAAAUGCUGGCUCGGCAGACCCGGCUUCUUCUGUCCCGCAAAGACGGGGUAAAAGAACAGCUCGGGAUGCUGCCUUAGGACCGACACGAGAAGAAGACACUUCUCAGGGUUCACAGGAGCAAUCCUGUGCCAAAAGACAACGGCUUGAUCUUUCCACCAAGGGCUCCUGCAAAGCCCAUGACUCGGCCUGCUGCUUUCUAACAAAGCUCCGUAACAUUGUGGACAGCGACUGCUUCCAGUCCAUCUGGUGGGGCGACGAUGAGAACACCAUUGUGAUUGAGGAAACCCUCUUCAAAACAGAAGUGCUGGGAAGGACAGGACCUCUACACAACCUCAGCAUCGGCUGCAUGAAAGCCUUCGUUCGCCAGCUCCACCUGCACGGCUUCUUCAUUGUGGACAGCGAUUUGCCCACAGCUGCCUCUCGGGCAAAAUGCCCAGCAGGCGCAGCCGCGUCUGUUUGCAGUGAGUUGCUCUGCUACUACAACCCCAGUUUCAAGAAAGAGUACCCAUGUCUGCAGAAAUGGUUCAAGCGGAGCGCUGGCGUACGAAGGAGAGCAUCAGCUGCAUUCCCACCAGAGCUGGAUUUCGAGGAGGGCCCCGUGAGCAGCCCUCCAAACAGACGGCAAGGCCCUGCAGCAUCAGCGGGCAGUGAGCCCGCCGCUAGCAACAGCGGAGCUGGAGGCGACCGAGGUGGGCGGUACUUCAGGGAGGUUUCAUUUCUCUCACCUGGGCCCAGCAAUGAUGGGAGCACACGGCAGGAGCGGGGAGGUACGGGCUGUGAGCUGGAGCUGCCUCAGGAUGUGGGAGAGAUUCCAUACAGAGCUGGACUACGAAAUGCAUGUCUACGUUACGAUAAACCAGUGGCUCAGAAUUUGGUUCACACUUCAUUUUGGAACAACAGUGGAAGAAAUGUUACUUGCACGCUGGAAAGAGAAGAGACCUUGUUUCCAGGCAGGGGAAAGGAAGCCCAGGCAGAUGAGCAGCUGCAGGCCUGGUAG